Closterium sp. Yama58-4 is the source of this 1647-nucleotide messenger RNA. The record is from the annotation of a GenBank genome assembly. Lineage: Eukaryota; Viridiplantae; Streptophyta; Zygnematophyceae; Desmidiales; Closteriaceae.
AUGGGAAGAGCAGCAUCAGCUAUACCUCCUGUAUCAGCGCUGCCAGUGCCAUCUGUGGCAGCAGAAUAUGCCUCUGCUGACGCUGCUCUGGUGCGACUUGUGCCUGUGAACACAAACCCGGUCGUUGCAGUCUUCACGUAUCGUGCUGCCUGCAUUCUGCAGUGGGCCCGCACAUAUGGGUCUGAAAUCAUUCCCAUCAGUCAAUGCUGCAAAGACAGCCCCCAGGGGAAGGUCCGGCCCAUGCGCCACCCGCUCCGGGACCUUCCGAGCCUGCUGGUCAGGCUCGGCGCCAUCCCCAAGCCGCUGGACGAAGGCAGCUUCCCAUUGGAGUGGGAGGAGUGGCCUCGUGGCGAGUCUGCUGUUGUGAAGCUUCCUAAUGACCCUAGUGCAAGAUGCUUCCACCUGGGGAUUGUGGAGGAAGCAAAGGGGGUAGCAGGGGAGCAUGGGGCAGGAGAGAAGGGCGGCGAGAGGUCUUCUGGACAAGGGUCAAAUGCAGGAAGCAAGAUUGGGACCGUGACAGGGCAAGGAGGGGACAAAGGGAGGGGCAAGCAGGAGGAAAGGAGCAGUUGGCGUGGGGAAAAGGAGAGAAUUGGAGGAUUGAGGACGAGAGACGGCGAGGGGUCACUACGCAAGCUGCUCACAACGCUGCUGCCGCUAGUGCAGAGGAAAUUCCCCAUUGUUCUCUGCACUGCCGAUGCCGAGUUUCUGGUGGAGUUUGCUGGGUUUCUGGUCAGGCCACCUGCAUGUGCGCAGUGCAAUGAGUGCCUUGGGGUCUACAGCCGUCCCAUGCCCUUCCUCUUGCUCAUCACUAACUACGCCUACCGACCUGUCACCACCCUUUUCAACCGCUUUGUAUCCAUCUUCCCUCCCCUCUCUCCGGAAUUCGAGCGGCUCGCUGCUCUUAUGGGUGUGGCUCUCGCUGCCAAUGCGCCUGGCUAUCUAAGAUCGCCCGUUCUGCAGGCUCGAGCAGAGCAGUUUCCUGUUCUCUUCCUGCUCACUGUGGCUGUAAAUUGGGCUGCCCCAAUUCUGGGGAUCACGGACCUGAAGUUCCUACACAGGCUGCGAGACGGAAAGGAAGAUGAUGGGAGGGUGUGGGAGGAGGUGCAGAUGUGGUGGCUGGCGGUGGAGUUUGCAUGGCAGGGUGGCAUGAAACUGGAGGCUGACGUAUUGAGAGACAGGUGCAAGGCCAGCAAGGGGCGGGCCAGUUGGGAUGGAAAGGAGGGGGAUGUGCUUGCGAGUGCCAAGGGGCAAGAGUUGUUGAAGCGGGCUGCCACACCCAGGUUCUGUGAAGACAUGCAGGAUGAUAGUGGGCCUUCCGGUGGUGCCAGUGGGAGCAGCAGCCGCAGCGACAACUCAGGGAGAGACAGGAGAAACCAAGGGAGGAGGGAAGAUGAUGGGAUGGGCGAGCCGGCUUAUCUGAAAGCGUGGCCCGGGGGAGUGAAUCUGGUGGCAUGUCUGCGAGAGAUGCUGCUGGGGGAGCCGUGCUACCGCCCUGCCUCCCCUGGUUCCCCUACUACCCCUGCUGCCCCUACCACCCCUGCUGCCUUAGCUGACGCCUCUUCCACCCCUGCUGCAAUGAGCAACCGUGCUCCUGAUAUUCCAGAUGUGCACGACCGAUUAUGCGGUGCUGCAGGAUAUAUUCGCUAG